UCUUUUCCCUCCAACUCGGAUCCUCAAUCCGACGGAGCCCAAUGACGACAGUAGAGGUACAUGUACAGGUACCAACCAGUACGGUAUCCUGCAUUGUAGAAUUUGAUUAUCAUUAGUUGAGCAAGAUGCUUCCAUCCAAAUCAAAGAAGACAAAGGCAGGCAUAAGGGCACCUAACCAGCCAUCGCUGUUUUCCUUCUGGGGACAACAGAACAAGAAGAUCAAAACUGUAACAUCUUCCGAUCGAGCAAAGUCUACUACCGGUACUAGUAGACCGAAGACAGAUAGCAGUGCCAAUCCUUUGGUUGGAAACAAGCGAAGAAGAUUAGACUCCAGAAAUCCUUCUGAUGGAUCGAAAUCGGCACAAGAGAAAGUCCCAGUAAUAGCCAGUGAACAAGCGAGACCCGUUGUAUCAGCUGGUGCCAACCCAGAGGCGGCCAUAGACAUGCAAUGUUUCUCUUUUCAGUCGAGGGGUGUUGAUGAGAAGGCGAUAUCACCGGAGGAAACCAAAGAAGAUUUGUCUUUAGUGAAAACUGCUUCAUUAUCGACAAUUAAAGAAAGUGAAUCAGUUUCCACAAAAGAAACUGCCACAUCACCUAAGAGACCCGAGACCAAGACGAAGGAAGAAUGUGUUAAUGAUGAUGAGAAGGAGGAAUUCGAAGAGGAGUCAGACAAGGAAGAGGAAAAGGAGGACAAGCCAAAGGGCAAGAAUGACAACAAUCCCGAAGGACUCUGUGAAUACGAGUUGUUGCGCCUUCGCAAUAUUGCGCGAAACAAUGCCCGCCUGGAAGCUCUGGGGUUGCUCUCCAAGAGUAAUAACGACGGCAUGAUCCACAAAAGGACAAGCAAAGCAGCAAAAUCCAAGCGUCCAUCCAAACGGCCUGCUAACUUUGAGACGACUGCAACACGGCGAUCCACACGACGGUCCACCCGCCUUGCUAAGCCCAGCGUUGAAGUUGAGACUGAUGCCAGCACAGAUAAUACUCAAUUGGAAAAUAGUAGCGAUACCCGUACGGGAGAAGACCUGGAAGAAGAACUGGACGAGCAGGUCUACGAAGUAUCACCUGUUGUGCAGUACGAAAUGGAACAACAUCAGGUUUCCAAACGACAUCCCACAUUGCAUCAAACGACAACAGCUUGCGUCACUAACUCAACUGACGCUCAGGAGUCGGCCACGUUGGUUCCUACUGGUCAACGCCUCGCCCCGCCCCAAGGACUAUCCGCAAUCUAUUCCCUCAACUUUUGGGAGGAUACAAACUGGAUCGUUGGUGCAGGAAAAGCUGGCAUCGUUGCUCUAUGGAAUUGUUGUGAGCAUCCACGUGAUGCCGAACCAACGGAGGUUCGCCAUGUGGAUCCAAUCUUUUCCUGGAAAGCGCACGGUGGUCGAUGGAUUUCCGAAGCUCAAUUCCUUUCCACCAACAAUAAUGGCACCUCCGAUGGUGCUGCCCCUUCGCGCCUGGCGACGGCAGCAAAUGACGGUACGGUCUGCUUAUGGGAUUUGCGACAGGUGUCGACCGAAACGGGGUCCCCAAAGUUGGUGCUUCAAAGUGAUAAAACCUUGCAUUCCAGCGGUAUCUUUGCCAUGGAUAUUGGGGCUUCCAGCGGCAUAGAUGCAAAGGUUGCGACAGGGUCCAAAGACAAGACGGUAGCUGUGUCACGCCUCAGGGAGGAUGCUGGCCGACCUGAACCAUUUUGGAGAUCGUACGUGCACAGAGCCAAGGUGGGGGCUGUCAAGUUCCGAGACGAACAUGUGUUGGCGACGGCAUCAGAUGAUGGAUGCGUAUCGAUUCUGGAUGAUAGAAUGAAAGGGGGAGACUCCUCUCCGGUGUUCUUGUUGGAGAGUCUGCACCAGGGGCGUCCGCAUUCGGUCGUGUGGGAGGAUAGUAGCCCAUCAUCACUCCUGCUGACAGCAGGGCUCGAUUCAGUGAUUCAAGCCUGGGAUCUGCGUCUUUUGAAACAGGACAAGGGGGCCCAGCCCAUGCCAGUCUAUGAAUAUUUCGGUCAUGUCCCAACUUCGACACGUCGAUGCAAGCGCAUUCAUCACCCCAAGCUGUACCAGAGCUCCAAAAGUGGCCGUUUCAUUCUGACAGGCGGACAAGACAGCCACGCCUUGUCCAUGUUUCAGUUUCAGGCCCAACCCGUCGACACUAGCGUGCCUCAUUCCGCCAGUGGAAUCAGAAGGACAGUCAGAUCUGCAGUGUUUAGUCGAGGCGGACUUCCAGAGGAUUGCCAACAUGCCGAUAUUGGAUCAGUUGCUGUGCAACAUGAACUGGUGGCUGCGACCGUGGAAGGGGAGGUACUGCUGUUGAGGCCAUCAACCUAGAGUGGCCAGAUCUUCCAAUCUCUUGCUUGCUGGUGUUUCUACUGAGCUGGUGUACGACCAAACUCUGGUUUUCCAGUCUCUUGGAUAUCAACUAACUGGACACUUUUAAAAUUGAUGUGUGACUCGUCGGCUAGGUCUGGUCGCGAAUGACUAACAGGCAAGCAAGCGAUCGUUUGUAUUCCGGUUCAGUCUGACUGGAUGUUCAUACGAGCUGGCGGAAUCAUGGUAGAAAUAAACAAAGAUCAGGUUUGAUGAUUAGCCAAUGUUUCCUAUGUCCAUCUUUACUUGACUCUUCUUGAUCCCAGCA
Messenger RNA from Seminavis robusta, 2628 nucleotides. NCBI's taxonomy places the organism in Eukaryota, Bacillariophyta, Bacillariophyceae, Naviculales, Naviculaceae. The record is from the annotation of a GenBank genome assembly.